Messenger RNA from Epinephelus fuscoguttatus (brown-marbled grouper), 4033 nucleotides. RefSeq names its product ectonucleotide pyrophosphatase/phosphodiesterase 6 (gene enpp6). The coding region runs from base 50 to 1399 and encodes 449 amino acids. The transcript is spliced from 8 exons. Lineage: Eukaryota; Metazoa; Chordata; Actinopteri; Perciformes; Serranidae. The record is from RefSeq and is a predicted model, not a curated record.
CCCACACUGCCCCCUGCUCAUAUCCAGGCCAGCGCCUGUCCGGGUCGCCAUGUCCCGACUCAGCAUGUCUCCGAGACACACACCCACGCUGCUCCUGCGUCUCUUCCCGCCGCUGCUCCUGCUCCUCGCAGCGGGACAGCAGUGCCUCGCGGCUCGUCCGCUCCUCGUGUUCCUGAUCGAUGGGUUCCGUCAUGACUACAUGGAUGAUCUUCACGCUCUACCUGGAUUUCGCGAGCUCGUGGGCAAUGGGGUGAAAGUGGAUUAUAUGACACCGGACUUCCCAAGUUUAUCAUACCCUAAUUACUACUCAUUAAUGACAGGCCGUCACUGUGACAUUCAUCACAUGACUGGAAACUACAUGUGGGAUGAAGCCUCAAAGAAGGAAUUCCUGAUUGGGACCAACCCCGACAGUCGACUGCCUCUUUGGUGGGAUGGAUCAGAACCACUAUGGGUCACCCUGCAGAGACAUGGAAAGAAUGUCUUCAUGUACUACUGGCCAGGCUGCGAAGUGGAAAUUCUGGGUGUCCGUCCAACAUUCUGUGAGGAAUACGUCUACAACCCAUCAGAGAAAAACCUCACAGACUCGAUAGAGGAUGCUCUCAAUGUCCUAAGGGCAGGCCAAGCGAGCAUGGCAGCAAUAUAUUAUGAGAAAAUAGAUGUGGAGGGCCAUCACUUUGGUCCAGACUCUCAUCAGGUCAGAACAGCUGUGCGACAGCUGGAUCUCGCCAUGCAGACACUCAACAGCAAAAUCAAAGAGAAAAACAUGGUGAACGAGCUGAACAUUGUGCUAUUUUCAGACCAUGGUAUGACAAAGGUCCAGUGGAUGGAGAAGGUCAUAGAGCUGGACAAGUAUGUCAACAUGUCAGCCAUUGUCAAGAUGAUGGACAGAGGACCAGUGGUCAGUCUGUGGCCCAAAGAUAACAAGUACCAAGAGGUGUAUGCCGCAUUGUCCCAGGUGCCUAACAUGCAUGUCUAUGCCAGACAGGAGAUCCCUGAACGUUUCCAUUUAAAAGGAGGGAAGUUUGUUUCCCCCCUGACGCUGGUCGCUGAGCCUGGCUGGUUUAUCGCAGAGAACAGGGCAAAACUCCCAUACUGGAAAAACGACUCUGGAGAGCCCUCGGCAUGGCAAAAUGGUUGGCAUGGUUACGACAAUGAAUUUCUUGACAUGAGAGGCUUUUUUUUGGCAACAGGACCCGAGUUCAAGCGGAAUUUUCGGGCAGCUCCAAUUCGAGCGGUGGACGUCUACAAUGUAAUGUGCUGGACGUUGGGGGUGAAACCUUUGCCCAAUAAUGGCUCCUGGUCUCGGGUAGAGUACUUCCUGAAUGGCUCUGAUGGUCAAUCCCAACCCACAACCCUCUUUUGUGUGGGUUUGUUAGGAAUACUGCUUGCACUAUGGUAAUGAAGAAUUGAACAGUUGAGUGUUUAUGGCACCCGAUGGAAGCUAGAAAUUAUCUGCUAGAAAGACUUAGAACAUUACACCAUGUAGAGGCCGUUGCAUCUAAACGUAAGGGAAGUGAAAUGAUUAGAGCAUUCUUGAGGACCAAGAACCUGAGGCCUUAAAAGAGUUUUCCAUGAUCUCAUCCCAAUCCUUCAAUAGACUGGGCAAAAAGAAUCCUACAAACCCACAACACCUUAGACAGGACUUCCAUUUUGGAUCCUUAUGAGCCCUAAACUCACAGUUUCUCUUCUUUGUCCAGCUCUCCAUGUCUGAUCAACAUGUCUUGAUGUCUGUGGUACACACUUUAAAUGUCCAACAAAACAACUAAAUGUUAACCUUUACGUUUGCUUGAGCAUUUUCAGUUUUGGCAGUUUUUUAAAGUUUUUUUUCCUCUGCAGUUUCUCGUUUCAUUCUUUGUCAGUCAUGGUUGUAGAGCGACUAUCCAAAAAGCAAAAAUAUAGUUGCCAAGAGGCUAAGUAGGGGAAAAACUUUACCUGUCGGAUUCGCUGGCAUGUCAACAAAUCUUUGCUCCAAAGAUGUUGCGUAUUACAUAUUUAUUGCUGAUAAACAGUGAAACAACUUCCCAAAGUCUAAAAACAAUUCCUUUUGCUAGUGUUGAGCGAUCAAAAGUGAUCAAAGCGGUCAGCAAAAGUGCGACUUCCCCCCUCACCCUCUCAGUUCAUUCAUAAGAACCUCCCGGUGAAGAACAGCUGAUUUUACUACUACCGCUGCUGACGUACCACCAACACCACGUGACUCACACCCUCGUAAGUGACCAAAUAUGGCAUGCAAAGAAACUUAAUACAAAAUACUACAAUAACAAUAGCUGGCACCUACAAUGGUGAAAAAUGAGAAGUUAGAGAUACAACAUGUCAGCAGAACUUCUAUUCAGUGAUGUAUGUAUUCAGGGUUUCUGGUGCUUUACAGUUAUAUAGAGUUAUAGAUAUAAACCGUGGUCAACUUCCUUGUAUGUGUUCACAUUCUUGGCCAGUAAAACUGAUUCUGAUUUCUGAAUAAAGGGCACUGUCCUAAAAAUCUCUUUAUAAAUUUCCUGAAAACGACUAGGUGAUUUGAAAGUUAAAAUUGUCCAGGUUACUCCAUUUUACCUGUAAGUAUUUCCUAAUGACAAAGGUAUUUCCAGGAACCUUAAUUGAAAAUUAUACAGAAAAAUACACAGACCUCUAAUAUGAAGUAUUACUUAUUUGUGGGCUUGAAGCUGUUGUAAACAUCUUCUCUCUUUUCUUUUCAUUUUUGUUCUAAGACCUAAUAUUCUCCAGAAAACAGUGAAGCAUAGAAACAAAACCCCUGCAUACAUAGAUCAGAAUGUAUUGUUUUGGGUAUCACAGAAGAGCACUGUUAAAUUGAUAACUUUUACAUAGUAAAUGAUGCUGAUGUUGCCUUAUUUUAUUAUGUGCAUGUAUGUAACAGCUACUAUAUGCAUUAUGGGGGAUUAUGUAAGAUAUACUUAAAAAAUGGCAAUACACAAAUAAUGUAGGUUUAAUCUUCCCUUUUUUUAAGUUUGGGCUCUUGAAAAAUCUUGUGAUUCACUCCAUAUGUUGGCUGAUUAUAUCUGAGAUGCUUAUUUUUGAUCUGGCUACAACUUCUUCCCAGUGUGCAAUCCUGUUUUGUAUAGUCACCAACGGAUCCUUGAAUUCAGCUAAUAAUGUCUCUGUCAGGGUUCCUACGCAAGUAUGGAAAGUAUGGAAAAGUCUGGAAAUAAAUGUGAUCAGUUUCCAGGUAUUAAAAAGUAUGGAAAAUGAAAAAUAAAGAAUGGAAAAAUAUUUAUGUUUCCAGACUAUUACCACUGUUCUAAAAUACUGUUUUCUAAAAUAGAAAAUUAGGUAUUUCCAAAAAUAAUUUAAUGAAUCCGGAUCGUGUUUUAUGCCGGGCCAAGCGCAGUUUGUGUGAGAGCAAACAUCUCAGAAAACAUACUGCCCCUUUUACCUGAUUGACAAGUGGUAUGUCCAGUCCGCUGCCCCAUGACCCUCCUCCAGCCCCCCAGGUAUCAAGUUUCACUCCAACACUACACCUUCGACAAGAAGAUGAGUUUCACGUGGUUCUCAAUGGGUAGAUGCACGUUUUUGGAUGGAUGGCUUGACGAUACCGUAUAUAAAUACUGGUUGGCCAAGGAUUCCCAAUUCACACACAGAGCUAGAUGCAAGCUUUGUGUGAAAUCGUUUGACAUCACCAACAUGGGGGAGAAGGCGAUUCUGAGCCACAUGAAAGGAACAAACACAGACGUCUCGUUAAUGCAUCGGUUGCACCCAGAGUCCCAACCUUUUUGCCUCAGCCCAGACAUUGAACUUACCUGAGUUUUUAUUUGCAUGCCAUUAUGGUAGUUGGCCACAAUCGCCUAUUAAGAAUAAUUAAACAUGAUGUGAAAUAUGAUACACUGAUAUAUUUACUCAGAUGUCACAUAUUCUCUGGGGAAAAAAAAAAAAAAAAGCAGAGAAGUUUGGAAAUUAGGGUAUGGAAAAGUAUGGAAUUUUGAAAUUCCAAAUGUGUAGGAACCCUGCUCUGUAUUGGAUCUAUAAGUCCCUGUAUCACACGUUUUGUGUAAAGUGCUCCAUAAAUAAAUUUGCUUUGAUUUGGAAA